CAAAGCUUGCAAACUCGUUUUGUCAUAAAUCUCUUUGUAAAUAACAUCCAAACUCUAAUCUGUCUACGGGGYAAGCUAUGAGCCUGACUAGCAACRGGGAAUUAGUUUACAAUGAAAGAAUUCGCAAGGCAAGUCAGGGWUACGUUASUGAACUCAGUGAACGAUUCCUUCACAGCUCCACGACAUCUUCACCAGAAGAACUUAGAGUUGAGGUCACAAAGAUGUCGGCCAARAAAGCWGAGGAAUUAUUUUCUACUGAGGAGGAACGUAAARUGUGGAUUGAGUCAAUACGAUCAUCAGUUGAACAGAGUUUGCAGAAUCAAGUCAGRGCCGUUCUUGGCACCCCACCAGAAGUCAAGAAGAAACGRCUGCACGAAAAGAAAACACAAGAAGAUGCAAAUAAAAUKAACACUAGAACUUCAAAACAAAACACAGUGAACUCUAAAGAACGUAAUUAUAUAUUCCUUAAAGAUUCUGAUCAUCGGUUUAAGUUUGAUAAAGAUAAACAGCUAAAUGACUUCACAUACGARCCMRGCUCACCAUCAGGAGCACAAAAGACGACUUCGUUUGUUGAUCCGUUAUCAGAUGACUUUAACAAGAUAUUCAGUCCUUACACAAGAGCGGCAUUAGAGAACAUUAGUGUUGGAUCAUCAAGUAAUCAUAUUCCUCGCAAACCUCUUCAAAAGCCUUACCAAAGGGCUCCCGGAACUGUUUGGACAGACUGUCAAGGCACAGAGCACGAACUCGCAGGACCAUUUUGGCCUAAAGAUCAUCUUCCACUGUAUUCAAACCARAAACACAUACAAUAUGUCCCCAAAUCACCUGAACCACUUCACUCUACAGGUACUCAAACAGUCGUCAAGGACGAUGACUUGGUUCUCUUUCCAAGACCAUGGAAGGGAACAUCUAUUGUGUAUGAUAGAAAUAAUGUUAAGCUUUGCCCCACUGCACCAACAGGAUGCAUUCCUCAUCUAAAGUUUGAGUCUCGGUUUGAAUGUGGAAAUCUCCAGCAGGCCAAGCGAGUUGGAAAGUGUGAAUAUGACUUGAUACAAACAACUGACUUGUACACUAAAAGACAUACGCAAUGGUACUACUUCCGAGUUGAGAAUAUGAYCCCUGGUAUGACRUACAAGUUCAACAUUGUAAACCUCUUGAAGCGAGACAGUUUAUACAACUAUGGGAUGAAGCCAUUACUAUACUCCCAAAAACUAGCAGAUGAUGAGAAAGUUGGUUGGAGGCGAACAGGACAUAGUAUUAGCUAUACAAGGAAUACAUCACCAAAAAUAAACCCUUUGUUGGCCAAAGAACUUGUCUACUAUGUGCUUAGUUUCCAGAUGGAGUUCCCAUGUAGUGAAGAUGUUUGUUACUUGGCUCACUGCUACCCAUACUCCUACUCGGACCUUGAGAUGUACCUGAAAACACUGGUUGACAGUCCAGCCACGUCACAUCAUGUGAGGAAAGAGGUUCUUUGCAAGACACGAGCUGGAAACAACUGUCACGUUCUAACAAUUACGUCAUCAAAAGUUCCAGACAAUAAGAAACUGGGCGUGGUCAUUAGUGCACGUGUUCAUCCAGGCGAGACUAAUGCUAGUUGGAUGAUGAAAGGUGUYUUGGACUACUUGACGUGUAACGACCCAGUUGCAGAGAGUCUUCGCCAAAAGUUUGUUUUCAAGAUUGUACCGAUGUUGAACCCCGACGGAGUAAUCGUCGGUAACUACCGUACAAACCUCGCUGCUAAGGACCUCAACAGGACUUACAAGGAACCGCACAAGGAUAGUUUYCCUACCGUUUGGCAUACAAAAUCCAUGCUUGAAUCAUUCAAGGAAAAUCACCAGGUCAUUAUAUACUGCGAUCUYCACGGCCACAGUCGAAAGCCGAACGUAUUUAUGUAUGGAUGCACCGCUGAUCCAAGUAUGGGCUCAGUUUCGAACUUUCUGGAAGAAAGACUAUUUCCAUGGAUGAUGUCACAGAAGGCCCCAGACAAGUUCUCGUUUCAAGGCUGUAAGUUYAUUGUUCGUAAGUGUAAAGAGUCCACGGCUCGUGUUGUGAUGUGGAGACAGCUUGGUAUAAUGAACAGCUUCACUAUGGAGGCAACGUUUUGUGGAGCGAACUUUGGAGACAURGAGAGGGGGAGACACUUCAAUACGCAUGACUUUGAAGACAUGGGACGACAUUUCUGCGAAGUAUUGAUGGAGUACUCGGAGGCAAAAAGCGCCAACAGGAACGAAAUGACUCAAGCAUUUGUCGAGUUGGCAUGCAAAAUGACUCGUGACAUCCUACGUCAAAGUCUAGGCAACUUWAAAAUGCUUUCAGAAAGCGGCAUUUCAAACAAGCAACUUACGAGCAAACCUUACGAAAACGCRWCGAAAACAACUGGAAACGAKACGGAGAGGGUGCAAUUCAUUAGCUCUGAUAGAAGGGGAAUGAAGAUUACACCAGCCGUGAAGGAUGUGAACUUUGUUGAUGUGAAUGUACAGCGUUCUUUGAGUAGUAAAAACAACGAGUCGAGUAACAGUGACUACGAGGUUGCGGUUAAGAGUAUUCACGUUGACUCGUUUAAUGACUGUAUCAAAAUCCUUGAAGGACUUGGCUUGACAAACUGUUACGAGGAGUCAGAUUCUAGUGAUUCUGACAGCGAUCCAGAAGAAGUUGGAGGGGUUUCCAAGAAGAACUCAAGCGAAACGAAAAAAAGGAAGAAAAAGAAGAGAAGGAAACAGAAUUGGUGGGAAACUUUAUCGAAAACUACACCUGACUUGAACAAAGACAAGAACGUGGAAGAAGAGCAGGCAAAACCAGAGGAGCGUAAAGUCAAGACAAGCUUUGGUAAAUUUGUCAAUCCAUACACUAACCGAUUCAAUAACGGGAUCCCUACGUAUUCCCAGGAAAGGAUUCAAGAACGAGCUCGAAGGAAAGAGAUGGAGAAAGAAGAGAAAGAGAAGAACAAUGACAAUCAGCAAGCGAAUGGAGGAGAAACGUCUUGUGGUACAGACUCAGUUAUCGCGUUUACAGACAACACAGA
Exaiptasia diaphana is the source of this 3019-nucleotide messenger RNA. RefSeq names its product cytosolic carboxypeptidase 2. The transcript has 21 exons. Gene Ontology annotation, molecular function: metallocarboxypeptidase activity; zinc ion binding. The record is from RefSeq and is a predicted model, not a curated record. The annotation marks the transcript as partial. Lineage: Eukaryota; Metazoa; Cnidaria; Anthozoa; Actiniaria; Aiptasiidae. Gene Ontology annotation, biological process: proteolysis.